AGUAAUUCAUACUACCGGUAAAAUCUAUUUUGCUUUUCUUGUUGGUUAAAGCAUCACUACUUAAUAAACUUAAUAAACCACCAACUACUGAAGUGCCUGUGAUGAAAACAUAAUUUAAAAUGUACAAGCAGAAAAAUUAACAUCAACAAUUAUGAUAAAUCAGAGCCUGUAUAUUUAAGGUUUUUUGAACAGCUAGCAAAGAGAUCAACUUCAAUUUUAGGGAGUGCAUUUUAAAGAACUGGGGGACUGUGGAAUACAGAACUGCAAUGACUUUCCAUUGACAGCCAUAUCUUCCAUGAAGUUGCUCAGAACCCAGGAUAAGUAAACUAGGUUUAUCAGAUAAAUCUUUCAAGAAAUCUCCACUCUUCAUGAAUCCUAGGGCACUGGCAAGGUCCUGGGAGGGUUUUAUUUUAGUCAAGCGCUCUAGAGGGCACCAAGAUAUCCUUCCCAGCUGAGGAACCCCAGCCUGGAAGUUGCUCCUCAGAGUUCCCAGCUUCACUCCAGGGCGGUGCAGUGCCUUCUGUGCCUAUUGCUGUACAGACUGUUAUGGAGUCUGGCCUGGAGUGCUCAGCACAACUCAGUAUUCUGACUCAGGUUUGUUCAAGCUUUUAAGACUGAGAGCAGAUUGUUCUUUAGCCCUCUGAAAAAGACCAGGAAGUUAUGACAUUUCCUGUUGGGACUUGUGAAGAAUCUGUAUCCAUUGAAAACUAAAAGCUAUGCUAAUGCAAGGGCUUUUUUCCUACUUUUGUCAUACAAGAACAACAGAGAGGUAAUUCCAACUAUCUGUUGAAAAGUGUGGUUGCUAGUUGCAAUCUUCUGCAGAAAAAUCUAAUGAUACCUGUAGGAUUCAUCUUAAUUCUAUCUUACUGUUAUUUUAUAAACUGCAGACAGGAGCUUUUUUGUAUUAUUGAAUAAUCUUUUCCUUUGCUGUGGUUUUACCUCCCAACUUUCCUUUCAAUUCAUGAUAGAUGACUCCAUUCAGGGAGCUGUUAUUUGGCUCGAAAAAAGUGCGUUUAGGUAUUGGCUACAUCUUUCUACCACUGCUUCCAUUGGUUUAAAAAAGCAGGACGCCUCGCCUCCUGGGGCGUUUCUUCCUCGGUCCUGCUCCAACCGGUUGCCCGAGAGCAGCUGCUCGAGGCUCCCCGGCUCUCUAGUUGCUAUGGGGGCGUUCCUCCGGCGACUGCCCUGCUCGGGAUCCGGCGCCGAAAGACAAGGGGCUGAAGUUCCGGGUGGGAAGCCAGGCUCGGGCCCUUCCUCUGCCAGGGCGAGGCUGAGUCGCCCCGGUCCGUGUCCGACCUCGACCUGACCGCGCGGGGAGGCCUCGGGCCUCUGCGUUGAACCAAGCAAGCGGGGUGGAGGAAGACUUUCAGGGAGCCUUCGGCUCGCCAACAGGACCAGGUCGGCGCUGAAUCAGGCCGAGGACGGGUAUCCCGGAGGUAGCUGCUGCUGCUGCUGCCUCCUUUCCAGGCCCCACGACGAACACCGGGAAGCCCAUCAACCGCGGCCCUCCGAGACCGCUCGGCCCGGCAGGCGCACCACGUCCCCGACGGCAUACGAGGCGGCUUGUGCCUUCGCGCGCGCCGUAGCGCUCCUCCGCAGGCCAAUCAGGGCGCAGCUCACAGCGCCGACGUCCUCUCGCGUCACAGCCGUCGCUGCCGGGCGCGCUCCUCCUCCGCCGGUUGCUAUGGCGGCGGCGGCGACCCCGCCCCUGUGCGGAUGAGCUCACGCGGUGCCGCAGCUCCGGGAGGCGGCGGCGGCGGCGCGGGGGGAGGGUCGUCGUCGGCUCCUUCAGAAUAAGAUGGCGGCGGCUGCGGUGUCCGGGGGGGGCCCGCUCGCGGCCCCGGGCCCCCGCCUGGCCCCGCCGCCGGCCGCGGGCCGUCCUCCGGGCCCCGCGCGCAUUGGCUACUACGAGAUCGAGCGCACCAUCGGCAAGGGCAACUUCGCCGUCGUCAAGCUGGCCACGCACCUCGUCACCCGCGUCAAGGUCGCAAUAAAGAUCAUUGAUAAGACUCAGCUGGAUGAAGAGAACCUCAAGAAGAUUUUUCGAGAGGUCCAAGUGAUGAAGAUGCUGUGCCACCCUCACAUCAUCCGAUUGUAUCAGGUCAUGGAAACGGAGCGAAUGAUCUACCUGGUAACCGAGUAUGCAAGUGGAGGGGAGAUAUUUGAUCAUCUGGUGGCUCACGGACGAAUGGCUGAAAAAGAGGCUCGGAAGAAGUUUAAGCAGAUAGUAGCAGCGGUGCACUUCUGUCACUGUCACAAUAUUGUCCACAGAGACCUGAAGGCUGAGAAUUUGCUUCUGGAUGCAAAUCUGAACAUCAAAAUAGCAGAUUUUGGAUUCAGUAAUACCUUCACUCCUGGCCAGCUAUUGAAGACCUGGUGCGGAAGCCCCCCUUAUGCCGCCCCUGAGCUUUUUGAAGGGAAGGAGUACGAUGGGCCGAAAGUGGACAUCUGGAGCCUUGGGGUGGUGCUCUAUGUCCUGGUGUGCGGGGCCCUGCCCUUCGACGGGAGCACGCUGCAGAACCUGCGCGCGAGGGUGCUGAGUGGGAAGUUUCGCAUCCCGUUCUUCAUGUCAACAGAGUGUGAACAUUUGAUCCGCCACAUGCUGGUGCUGGAGCCGAGCAAACGGCUCUCCAUGGAGCAGAUCUGCAAGCACAAGUGGAUGAAGCUUGGGGAAGUAGACCCCGAGUUCAGUACAUUAAUAGCAGAAUGUCAGCAUCUGAAAGCCGAGAGGCAGCUGGAGCCCCUGAAUGAGGAGGUGCUACUGGCCAUGGCUGAGAUGGGGCUGGAUAAGGAACGCACCCUCCAGUCAUUGAGGACAGAGGCCUACGACCACUACAGUGCAAUCUAUAGCCUUCUCUGUGAUCGCCAGAAGAGGCAUAAACCUCUGCGUACUUCUGCCCUGCCCAGCCUCCCACGGACUCUGACCUUUCCAGCCAGUCUCCAGGCAGAACCUGCUGGCAACCCAGUGAGCCUCAGCGUCCCACAAGUGCAGCUGAUCAACCCAGACAACCAGAUAGUCGAGACGGAUGGCACCAUGAACUUGGACAGCGAUGAAGGAGAAGAGCCGUCUCCUGAAGCUCUGGUCCGUUACCUCUCCAUGCGAAGACACACCGUUGGCGUGGCUGAUCCUCGUACUGAGGUGAUGGAAGAUCUCCAGAAUCUGCUCCCAGGCUUCACGCGAAUCGCCCCACAGGCCCCGUUCCUGCAGGUGGCCCCAAAUGUGAACAUGGCAGCCAACGUGCUUCCCAGGCAGCACCUGCAGCCGACCGGCCAGUUGGAGUACAAGGAGCAGUCUUUGCUGCAGCCGCCCACACUGCAGCUGCUGAACGGGAUGGGACCACUGGGGCGCAGGGCCUCCGACGGGGGAGCCAACAUCCAGCUGCACGCGCAGCAGCUCCUGAAGCGUCCCCGGGGCCCGUCUCCCCUCGUAACCAUGACCCCUGCAGUGCCUGCUGUAACCCCCGUGGAUGAGGAGAGCUCGGACGGGGAGCCAGAUCAGGAAGCCGUGCAGAGAUACUUGGCCAAUAGGUCAAAAAGGCACACCUUGGCCAUGACCAACCCCACUGCGGAAAUCCCGCCCGACUUGCAGAGGCAGCUCGGACAGCAGCCCUUCCGCUCCCGGGCCUCACACCUGGCACCUGACCAGCACCGCUAUGUCUACAAGGACUCGAACACGCUGCACCUCCCCACAGAGCGCUUCUCCCCAGUGCGCCGUUUCUCAGACGGGGCAGCCAGUAUCCAGGCCUUCAAGGCGCAGCUGGAGAGGAUGGGCAACCACAGCAGCAUCAAGCAGCUCCAGCAGGAGUGUGAGCAGCUCCAGAAGAUGUACGGGGGGCACAUGGACGAGAGGAUUCUAGAGAAGACACAGCAGCAGCAUAUCUUGUACCAGCAGGAGCAGCACCACCAGAUCCUUCAGCAGCAGAUCCAGGAUUGCAUCCGUCCGCCACAACCUUCCCCACCCUUGCAGGCAGCAAGUGAAAACCAGCCUGCUCUGCUCACUCACCAGCUCCAGAGAUUGCAGAUCCAGCCCUCCAGCCCACCUCCGAGCCACCCCAGCAACCAUCUCUUCAAGCAGGCGGACAGCAGCCCCCCGCCCGUUAGCAGCGGCAUGCUCCAGGCCCACAGUGCAGCCUCCCAGACACCCUUCCAGGGGGGGACGCCAUCACCUCUGCCUCCACACGGCAACAUCUUCCGGCAGCCUGGGAAUCGCUCCCCACCCCCUAGCCUGGCCUUGCCCUGCGUGGGCCUGCAGCAGCCGGGGCAGCCUGUCCCCCUCCCGAUGCAGGAGCCCGGCGACCUCAUGGGCAGCAGUCUUCUGCAGGCUGGGCGGGGCUUGCCCAGGCCCCCCAGCACCAGUCCGCUGCAGAUGCAUCAUCGUGCCAGCCUGAUGGCCUCCCUGACCUACGGACAUCGGCCCCUGUCGAAGCAGCUCAGCGCAGACAGUGCCGAGUCUUCCCACAGGUACCCAUCCACCACAGGCUACGCCCAGGCGCACCUGCACCCCCAGCUGUUCCCUGAGCCGUCCCGCAUCUCUCCGAGCAGCUUCGGCCCUGCUGCCCCCGCCGGCUUCCCUCCGGCCCCAGCCCUCAAGGUGCCACUGCUGGAGCAGUACUCCGGCUUCCCCCAGAGCAGCCAGCAGCAGCAGCAGCAGCACUACGCAGCCUCCACCCUGCACCAGGCCUUGCUGUCCCCCACCCCACCAGACUACAGCCGGCGCCCGCAAGUGCCCCCCAUCCUGCAGGGGCUGCUUUCUCCCCGCCACUCGCUGGCCGGCCAUCCAGACCUGCGACUGCCCCAGGCAGAGGUGGCCCAGCUGAUCAAGCGACGGCAGCAGCAGCAGCAGCAGCAGGAGUUCCAGGAGCUGUUCCGGCAGAUGAGCCAAGGGGACGCGGGACAGGGGCUCCCCAGCAUGGCCCAGAAACUCCCUGACCGGCCGCCCCUGGCUUUGCCUUACCAAAACACUGACCUCUACCAUCCCCAUGCCAGCCCCCAGACACUCUUGAAAGUCAGGGGACAGGAGUGCCUCUCGCACGCCUCAGGGUCGGCCCGUGGAUACGCCCCGCCUUCGGCUCUGCUGCACUCGGAGAGCAUGGAGGAGGAGGAAGCGGCGGACUGCUUGUGUGAGGGGCCCAGGGACCCUUUCCCGGGCCACAAGACCAAAGGCUGCCCCGAGACCCGGCUCCUCUUAAGCAUUGGGGGGCCUGGGGAUUCGGACUCUUUAUUUGGGCCUGCCAAGGGUGAGCCAGAGCUGGGAGCCCACCUGUAUCGGCCCCAGACCGUCUCGCCCUUCAGUCGGAGCGAAGUGCCCUGCCCAGAUCCCAUGGUCACCGGUGGCCAGGAGAGGACCUUGCCCGGGCACAUCGAGAUGGCCGAUGUGGAGGGGCUCACGGCGUUCCCAGCGAGAAUGAUUCCUGGCGCGCAUCCCAGAUCCCGGCCCCUGCAGAGACACCACACCAUCCAAAACAGCGACGAUGCCUACGUGCAACUGGACCCUUUGCUGGGCAUGAGCCUCAUGGCAGGGAAAGCACUUAGUUCUGCCCGGAUGGCCGAUGCCGUUCUCAGCCAGACCUCCCUGGUGGGCAGCCAGCCUCUCCCUGAGGGAGAGAGGAGGGAUGGUGGGGAACGUCUGGAAGGUCGGGAGCAGCCCGGCUUGGGUGAUGGCAGCCAGCAUCUCAACGCCUCUUGCUACCCCUCCACCUGUGUCACCGACGUCCUGCUGAGCUACAGGCACCCAGAGCUUCCCUUUGGGGUGGAGCAAGCGGGGGUCUAGCGAGCUGAUGGCAGACGGUUUUAUACAGCUCCGAAGUGAGAAGGUCCAUUUCAAACCGACAGUAUCUUGCAGCCUUGCACCAAACAGCCAUCACGUUUCUCUGGGAAGGAAACCUCAUGGCAGUGGUGACUCUUCCUGCUCUUCCUCCUCCUCCUCCUCCACGUUGGUCCCAGAGCGUGCUUGUCCCUUUCAGAUGUUCAUUAUUGCCAUAUCUGCCUGUGAUGCCGGCUGUUCUGGAAGUGCCAGACCUCCCUUCCGGGGGCUGUGGAGAGGGAUUGACUACCACCACGAGGGCAGCAGGCGCCUCCCUGGCCUGGCUGGAGCCAGCAAUAAGCAGACUUUUGGACAGGGCCUCUCCAGGCCGGCCCUCUGCAGGGACUGAGGGGCUGGGCUGGGGCCGUCUUUAUGCCUGCCUGCCUGCCUGCCUUCUGUUGCUCGUCCCCCCCAACCCCCCCCCCAAUUCAGGCUCUCUCUUCUCUCCCCAGUCCCUUCCUGGCCGCAGUGCAAUAUUGCUUUUGUGUCUCUCUCAUUUAUGGACUUUUCUGUGUUUGGAUUUUGUCAUUGUGCUUAAACAUCCUUUUUUUCUCUUUUGUAUCUCUUUUUCAUUCAUAUCAUGUGCUAUCUUUCCUUUUUUAGUUUAAUUCUGAGAAAGUUUGGUUCUUGUUUUUUAAUUUGUUUCCCAUCAGAUCAUGUAGGAAUUUGUUUCAGUAAAUUUUUGGGUAUUAUUAUUAUUAUUAAUAUUAAUAAAUUAAUUCAGAAUGCCUUUCUGCCCUUGGCCGUGCUGCUUGCCCCCCUCUCCCUGCCCCUCUGUUGGCUCUUCCCAGGGCCCGGCAUCUUGGCUGCGCGGCCUGCCCUCCGGAGGAACCCCCCUUCUCGGUGACUGGUCGGGUGAAGAGGCCUUCGUGUGGAGAGCGCCUGGUAUCAUCUUUCUGCCUUUGGGGACCUUUGGAAGCCCCCCCCCCCCAGAAUUCCUGUUACUGACUCUUUGGAAGGAUUUUUUAAAAGGGCAGCCUUCCUGCAGCUCUCCGGAUCGGCAUGGAAGCACAGAAUCCCUCGGAGGGCUGAUUCUUUGGCUGAGCCUCCCUUCUCUUCGGGAGCACCUGGUCUCUUCCUAUGGGCUGGAUCAGAACUGGAGCUUCCGUGGCUAGGAGGAGGGGGGACCUGAAGGUGGCCCAUCCACCCACCACCUUCGGCCCAGCUCUGGACUCCGGCUUGUUUAUCCUCCUGUUUACAUGACCUGGGAGGUGACAGCAGCAGCACCCCCCCCCCAGCCCUAUUCCAACAGGCUGGGUGGGGCAUGCCGGGCUGGGCUGUUUUGCAGUAUCACAUUUUUGUUUGUUUGUUUUCAGUUUUGGGUUUUUUUUAAUUGUUGCUUUGUAUUGUAUAAUCAGUACUUACAGUAUAUGUUGAAUGUAUAAUAUACUUUGCUAUUAUUUCUGUUUUGGGGAAAUGUCCAGAGUAUUUUUCUUGUUUAUGUUGGACUAAAACAAGACCCUCCAUACACACAGGUCCCCCAGGUUUUCAGUAAAUUCUUAGUUCCGUUUUGGGUGGGUGGGCUGUUUGCAACUAGCUGUUCAAAUAAACCCUUGAUUCUGAUUGGCUCUCA
Molecule: messenger RNA, 7376 nt
Organism: Crotalus tigris (Tiger rattlesnake)
Lineage: Eukaryota; Metazoa; Chordata; Lepidosauria; Squamata; Viperidae
Gene: SIK3
Product: SIK family kinase 3
Exons: 25
Coding region: 1799-5770 (1323 amino acids)
Biological process (GO): microtubule cytoskeleton organization; intracellular signal transduction; protein phosphorylation
Cellular component (GO): cytoplasm
Molecular function (GO): ATP binding; protein serine/threonine kinase activity; tau-protein kinase activity
Source: RefSeq, a predicted model, not a curated record